GCCCCAUCCGCACCAGCCGCGAUGAAGGCGGGCUCCGGGGACCAGGGGAGCCCCCCGUGCUUCCUGCGCUUCCCGCGGCCCGUGCGGGUGGUGAGCGGCGCGGAGGCCGAGCUCAAGUGCGUGGUGCUGGGGGAGCCGCCGCCCACUGUCGUGUGGGAGAAGGGCGGGCAGCCGCUGGCCGCCUCGGACCGCCUGAGUUUCCCUGCGGACGGCGCCGAGCACGGCCUGCUGCUGAGCCCCGCGCUGCCCCUGACGGGGCCCCGGUCCCAGUGGGUGCUGCGGGGGACGGAGGUGGUGCUGACGUGCCAAGUGGGGGGCGUCCCCGAGCCCACGCUGUACUGGGAGAAGGACGGGAUGGCCCUGGACGAGGUGUGGGACCGCAGCCACUUCGCGCUGGAGCCUGGCGCCGCGGGUGGCCCGGGCACCAGCCUGGCGCUGCGCAUCCUGGCGGCGCGGCUGCCGGACUCCGGCGUCUUCGUGUGCCACGCCCGCAACGCGCACGGCCACGCGCAGGCGGGCGCGCUGCUCCAGGUGCAGCAGCCCCCCGAGAGCCCCCCCGAGGACCCCGACGGGACCCCCACGCCCGUGGUGGAGCCGCAGAAAUGUGCGCCCAAGACCUUCUGGGUGAACGAGGGCAAGCACGCCAAGUUCCGCUGCUACGUGAUGGGCAAGCCCGAGCCCGAGAUCGAAUGGCACUGGGAGGGCCGCCCGCUGCUGCCCGACCGCCGCCGCCUCAUGUACCGCGACCGCGACGGCGGCUUUGUGCUCAAGGUGCUGUACUGCCAGGCCAAGGACCGCGGGCUCUACGUGUGCGCGGCGCGCAACUCUGCGGGCCAGACGCUCAGCGCUGUGCAGCUGCAUGUCAAAGAGCCCCGCCUCCGCUUCACAAGGCCCCUGCAGGACGUGAUGGGCCGGGAGAAUGGCAUUGCGGUGCUGGAGUGUAAGGUGCCCAACUCCCGCAUUCCCACCGCCUGGUUUCGAGAGGACCAACGGCUACUGCCCUGCCGCAAGUACGAGCAGAUCGAGGAGGGCGUUGUCAGGCGCCUCAUUAUCCAUAGGCUGAAGGCAGAUGAUGAUGGCGUCUACCUGUGCGAGAUGCGGGGCCGGGUUCGCAGCGUGGCCAACGUGACGGUCAAAGGGCCCAUCCUGAAAAGGCUGCCCCGGAAGCUCGAUGUCCUGGAGGGAGAGAACGCUGUGCUGCUAGUGGAGACACAAGAGGCUGGGGUCAAGGGCCGCUGGAGCCGUGAUGGGGAGGCGCUGCCAUCCACCUGCCAGAGCAGCUCUGGCCACAUGCAUGCCCUGGUCCUUCCAGGGGUCACCAGGGAAGAUGCUGGUGAAGUCACCUUUAGCCUGGGCAACUCCCAUACAACCACUCUGCUCCGAGUCAAAUGUGUCAAGCACAGCCCCCCAGGACCCCCCAUGAUGGCUGAGUUGUUCAAGGGCCACAAGAAUACCGUCCUGCUCACCUGGAAGCCUCCGGAGCCACUUCCUGAGACCUCCUUCAUCUACCGGCUGGAGCGGCAGGAGGUGGGCUCUGAAGACUGGAUCCAGUGCUUUAGCAUCGAGAAAGCUGGAGCUGUGGAGGUGCCUGGGGACUGCGUGCCCUCCGAGGGUGACUACCGCUUCCGCAUCUGCACGGUCAGCGAACACGGCCGCAGUCCCCACGUUGUGUUUCAGGGUUCUGCUCACCUUGUGCCCACAGCUCGCCUGGUGGCAGGUCUGGAAGACGUGCAGGUAUAUGACGGGGAAGAUGCUAUCUUCUCCCUCAAGCUCUCCACCAUCAUCCAGGGCACCUGGUUCCUUAAUGGGGAAGAGCUCAAGGGUAAUGAGCCAGAGGGCCAGGUAGAGCUGGGGGCCCUGCGGUACCGAAAAGAGCAGAAGGGCCUGCAGCACAGACUCAUCCUGCAAGCGGUCAAGCACCAGGACAGUGGGGCCCUGGUUGGCUUCAGCUGCCCUGGUGUACAGGACUCAGCCGCCCUCACCAUCCAAGAGAGCCCAGUGCAUAUCCUAAGUCCCGAGGACAAGAUGUCACUGACCUUCACGACCUUGGAGAAGGUAGUGCUUACCUGCGAGCUCUCGAGGGUGGACUUCCCAGCAACCUGGUACAAGGAUGGGCAGAAAGUGGAGGAGAGCAAGACACUGGUGGUGAAGAUGGAUGGGCGCAAACAUUGUCUGAUCCUGCCUGAGGCCAGAGUCCAAGACAGCGGCGAGUUUGAGUGCAGAACAGAAGGGGUCUCAGCUUUCUUCAGUGUCACUGUCCAAGAACCCCCAGUGCACAUCGUGGACCCCCAGGAGCAUGUGUUCGUACAUGCCAUAACCUCAGAGUGUGUCAUGCUGACCUGUGUGGUGGACCGAGAGGACGCCCUCGUGCGAUGGUACAAGGACGGCCAGGAGGUGGAGGAGAACGACUACAUAGUGCUGGAAGAUGAAGGGCCGCAUCACCGCCUGGUGCUGCCUGCUGCCCAUCCCCCUGAUGGGGGCGAGUUUCAGUGUGUUGCUGGAGAGGAGCGUGCCUACUUCACAGUCACCAUCACAGAUGUCUCCUCGUGGAUUGUGUACCCCAGUGGCAAGGUGUAUGUGGCAGCUGUGCGCCUGGAGCGUGUGGUGCUGACCUGUGAGCUAUGCCGGCCCUGGGCUGAGGUACGUUGGACCAAGGAUGGUGAGGAAGUGGUGGAGAGUCCAGCACUGCUCCUGCAGAAGGAGGACACUGUUCGCCGCCUGGUGCUGCCCGCUGUCCAGCUGGAGGACUCCGGCGAGUACUUGUGUGAAAUUGAUGACGAGUCGGCCUCCUUCACUGUCACAGUCACAGAGCCCCCCGUGCGGAUCAUUUACCCCCGGGAUGAGGUGACCUUGAUCGCCGUGAGCUUGGAGUGUGUGGUGCUCAUGUGUGAGCUGUCCCGGGAGGAUGCUCCGGUGCGCUGGUACAGGGAUGGCCUAGAGGUAGAGGAGAGCGAGGCCCUGGUGCUGGAGAGUGAUGGGCCCCGCCGCCGCCUCAUCCUACCUGCUGCCCAGCCCGCAGAUGGGGGCGAGUUUGUGUGCGAUGCUGGAGAUGACUCGGCCUUCUUCACUGUCACUGUCACAGCCCCACCAGAGAGGAUUGUACACCCGGCAGCCCGCACCCUGGAUCUGCAGUUUGGGGCUCCAGGGCGUGUGGAGCUGCACUGCGAGGUGGCCCCGGCUGGGUCCCAGGUCCGCUGGUACAAGGAUGGGCUGGAGGUAGAAGCAUCUGAUGCCCUGCAACUGGGUGCUGAGGGGCCCUCCCGCACUCUCACCCUGCCCCAUGCCCAGCCCGAGGACGCUGGGGAGUAUGUGUGCGAGACCCGUGAUGAGGCCGUCACCUUCAAUGUCAGCCUGGCUGAGGCCCCGGUGCAGUUUCUCGCACCUGAAGCAGCCCCUAGUCCACUCUGCGUGGCCCCCGGGGAGCCUGUGGUGCUGAGCUGUGAACUGUCCCGAGCUACUGCACCUGUAUUCUGGAGUCACAAUGGGAGGCCAGUGCAGGAAGGCGAGGGCCUGGAGCUCCAGGCCGAGGGCCCCCGCCGUGCCCUCUGCAUCCAGGCUGCAGAACUGGCCCAUGCAGGCCUCUACACCUGCCAGUGUGGGGCGACCUCUGGGGCACCGAGCCUCAGCUUCACUGUCCAGGUGGCUGAGCCCCCCGUGCGGGUGGUGGCCCCUGAGGCAGCCCAGACAAGGGUUCGAAGCACCCCUGGCGGGGACCUGGAGCUGGUGGUGCACCUCUCCGGGCCCGGGGGCCCUGUGCGCUGGUACAAGGACGGGGAGCGCCUGGCGAGCCAGGGGCGGGUGCAGCUGGAGCAGGCCGGGGCCAGGCAGGUGCUGCGGGUGCAGGGGGCACGGAGCGGGGACGCUGGGGAGUACCUGUGUGAUGCGCCCCAGGACAGCCGCAUCUUCCUCGUCACUGUGGAAGAGCCACCACCAGUGAAGCUGGUCUCAGAGCUGACACCACUCACUGUCCACGAGGGUGACGAUGCCACAUUCCGCUGUGAAGUUUCGCCACCAGACGCUGAUGUCACCUGGCUGCGCAAUGGAGCUGUCGUCACUCCAGGCCCCCAGCUGGAGGUGGCCCAGAAUGGCUCGAGCCGGACACUGACCGUGCGAAGCUGCCGGCUCGAGGAUGCAGGGACUGUGACAGCACGCGCAGGGAGCACAGCCACCAGUGCCCGGCUCCACGUUCGAGAGACAGAGCUGCUCUUCCUGCAGCGACUGCAGGACGUGCGGGCAGAGGAAGGCCAGGACGUGUGCCUCGAGGUGGAGACGGGCCGUGUGGGCCCUGCAGGAGCCGUGCGCUGGAUUCGAGGCGGGGAACCACUCCCACUCGACUCUCGCCUAUCCGUGGCUCAGGAGGGCCACAUCCACCGCCUGUUCAUCCGUGGUGUUGUGCUGGCUGACCAGGGCACCUAUGGCUGUGAGAGCCACCAUGACCGCACCCUGGCCAGGCUCAGCGUGAGGCCUCGGCAGCUGCGGGCACUGCGGCCUCUGGAGGAUGUGACUGUCAGCGAGGGUGGCAGCGCCACCUUCCAGCUGGAGCUGUCCCAGGAGGGUGUGACCGGGGAGUGGGCACGGGGCGGAGUCCGGCUGCAGCCGGGACCCAAGUGCCACAUUCACGCCGAGGGCCACACGCAUCGCCUGGUGCUCAGCGGCCUGGGCCGGGCAGACUCAGGCUGUGUCUCCUUCACGGCGGAUGCCCUGCGCUGCGCUGCCAGACUCACUGUGAGAGAGGUCCCAGUGACCAUUGUUCGGGGGCCACAGGACCUAGAGGUGACCGAGGGUGACACGGCUACGUUGGAAUGUGAGCUUUCCCAGGCCUUGGCAGAUGUCACCUGGGAGAAGGACGGGCGCGCGCUCACCCCCAGCCCCCGGCUCCGGCUCCAGGCCCUCGGCACGCGCCGCCUUCUCCAGCUGCGGCGAUGCAGCACCUCGGACGCAGGGACCUACAGCUGCGCGGUGGAGACAUCCCGCGCCGGGCCCGUCCGCCUGACCGUGCGCGAGCGCCGGGUGUCAGUGCUCCAAGAGCUCCGGUCUGUGCGCGCCCGCGAAGGGGACGGCGCCACGUUCGAAUGCACUGUGUCGGAGGCUGAGACCCUGGGAUGCUGGGAGCUCGGAGGCCGCCAGCUGAGACCCGGAGGCCGCGUCCGCAUCCGACAGGAAGGAAAGAAACACAUUCUAGUCCUGAGCUUGCUGCGCGCGGAGGACGCCGGUGAAGUCCGCUUCCAGGCGGGACCCGCCCAGUCCUCGGCUCUGCUAGAAGUGGAGGCAUUGCCUCUUCAGAUGUGCCGCCGCCCCCCUCGCGAGAAAACGGUUCUGUCUGGCCGCCGGGCGGUGCUGGAGGUGACCGUGUCCCGCUCCGGGGGCUCCGUGUGCUGGUUGCGGGAAGGAGUCGAGCUGUGUCCGGGAGACAAGUAUGAAAUGCGUAGCCACGGCCCCACCCACAGCCUGGUUAUCCAUGACGUGCGACCUGAGGACCAGGGCACCUACUGCUGCCAGGCUGGCCAGGACAGCGCCGACACACGGCUGCUGGUAGAGGCUGGAGUUUGAGUCCCCACCCCGGGGGCGGGGCCCUUGCAGUGACACGUCGGACAGCGGCGGCCAGGGCCGAGGCUCCAGCGCCGAGCG
This is a messenger RNA of Chinchilla lanigera (long-tailed chinchilla), 5628 nucleotides long. It is a transcript of the gene Obsl1, whose product is annotated as obscurin-like 1. The record is from RefSeq and is a predicted model, not a curated record. NCBI's taxonomy places the organism in Eukaryota, Metazoa, Chordata, Mammalia, Rodentia, Chinchillidae. Gene Ontology annotation, molecular function: protein binding.